AUGCCGGGAAAGAAGGGAGGCAAGAGACGAGGCAAGAAGGCCGUGAAGAAAGGAGAUGAUACCCAAGCAGAAUCCGACAUCAGCUACACCUCCAAUGUCUGGCAGAAACGUGUCGUCGCCAGUGAGAUCUUCAUCAAUCCCACUGUCACCACCGGCGAAGGCAGCCGCAAGCUCAUUCAGAUUGCCAACCAAGGAGUCCUGACGGUGUUGCAGAUGACCGAGUUUGCCGCUCAAACCCGAGAGUCGGUCCACGGGUUCACCGACGCUGACCACGAUCACCAAUACAUCUACUAUUCCUCGCUGCUCGGAAAUAUCUCGAAACGAAGAGAACAGGGCGCCCAAUUCAACGAGAGACAGGUCCAUCGCGAGCUGGACAAGAAACUCGAACGCUACGAGCUGCAGAAACUCCGCUACCACGCCGCGACCAAGCUCUCCAACGACUUGGUCUACAAAUUCGAGCAACUCGGCAAGGUCGCGCAGAGUCUGUUGACCAGCCAAGAAGAGCUCGGCGAGGAGAUCGCCGUGACCGACUCGGGCAGGAAGAAGAUCGUGGUCAGCGCCAAAUGUAUCGACGCGUUGUGGAAGGAUAUCAUUACGACGCAUACGCAGCUCAAGAAGUUGCAGGACAACAUCGCCACGACCAAGAUGACCCUCCCGCCUGUUCCGGGUCGCUUGAAGCCUGGCGAGAUUGACCGUGGUGAAGAUGAGGCAGGGAACAAGCUUGGCAGCGAGACCGUGUGGGUUUACGAUCCUACGAACAUGGUUGGUGGGGACAAACUCGUCAUUGGCACAGAUGGUGAAAUAGAGGGCCUGGACGCGGAUGAGUCGGGUCGAACCGGUCCUGAAGCAGCGCCUUCAUCACCCGAUGAGAGCACCUUGGUUGAGGAGUUCGAGGACCAGUGCCAGAUCAGUUCCCCUUCUGGGUGUGCCGGACCCGCCAGCUUCACAGAUGCUCCUGCCACGCCGGAUACGGAGGACUCAAGCAAGGCAACCCAUGAAGAGAAGAGCAAGCGAGCAGAUGUCAAGCGUGGUGGCAAGCGCAAAGCCGAAGAGGAAGAAUCUGCAGUUUCCAAGGACGGUGCGGAGGUGCAGGAUGAAGUGGACGAGAGUGACAGCGAGGUGUUGUUCAUCUGCGAGUGA
Molecule: messenger RNA, 1140 nt
Organism: Cladophialophora yegresii CBS 114405
Lineage: Eukaryota; Fungi; Ascomycota; Eurotiomycetes; Chaetothyriales; Herpotrichiellaceae
Exons: 3
Coding region: 1-1140 (379 amino acids)
Source: RefSeq, a predicted model, not a curated record